CAAACUGACAGAUGCGCAAGAUAAAAUGUCAUGGGCCGUCAGGAACUUGUAAAGAUCGUGGCGGUAUCGGCCACCCUGUCUUGCGCAGCCACAAUCCUCGACAACAUCGGACGACGCCGGUGGCCAUAAUGUUUCAGAUACCGAAAUAAACAAUGCACAAACACCAACCAAGUUUUACAUCACCACAGGAAUACAACAACUCCAAAAAGAUGUUAUAAUAGACAUAACAUAAACUAUAAUAUAAGAAAACCUAAAAUGGCAAGAACACAGCAACAAAUCGAAACAAAUAAUUAACACAAAGUCCUAUGACUUCAUUUUAAAAGCAUAAAAUUUCAUCAAUAUGAUUUUUAGCAGAGCAUUCUGUGGUGGUAUAAAACCAACCAGGUUAUGGCAUUUAACUGGAAAGAAACAUUACAAACAAUUGAUGGAUAACAGACACGAGGCGGGAAACCGUCCUUUCUAUCCUCGAGAUCGACCACAACUUCUACAACUAAUUGCACUAAAUGUAGCCACAUUGGGUGGCAUCCUUUACACCUACGGAUGGUUCACCCCCAAAGAAUGUCCUGGCGGUGACGAAAAAGUUGUCAACGAUCAAAAGGUGUGCAAAAAUAUCAAAGGACAACCAUGCCCGAUUGAAGAUAAAGGCACAAUGCCACGAAAGUGUCCGGAACCAAACAAGACAAAGAAAUAGACAUGAGCAACUAAAUAAAUCUUAAGCAAGCUUA
This is a messenger RNA of Papilio polytes (common Mormon), 725 nucleotides long. RefSeq lists its product as uncharacterized. Bases 341 to 691 code for a protein of 116 amino acids. The record is from RefSeq and is a predicted model, not a curated record. The transcript has 2 exons. Lineage: Eukaryota; Metazoa; Arthropoda; Insecta; Lepidoptera; Papilionidae.